Fraxinus pennsylvanica is the source of this 2805-nucleotide messenger RNA. The record is from the annotation of a GenBank genome assembly. Lineage: Eukaryota; Viridiplantae; Streptophyta; Magnoliopsida; Lamiales; Oleaceae.
AUGGAAGAAAACGUCAACAAGAUGAUGAAAAGAUUUGGAGCCAUUCAAGGAACACAUCUUUCUGGAAAAAAGUGCAAGAAAGAGGUUGAAGAUUGGUUGAUUAAUGUCAGAAGAAGCAUACGAGAAUUCGAAAGCCUGGAACAAGAAGUACAAUGCAACAGGUUUUAUCUUGUUGAUUCACAACAAAUGCUGGCAGAGCGCGUUGAAAGAAUGAACAAGGAAAUGGCGGAGCUGGUUGAGCAAGGGGAUUUUUCUGGAGGGCUUUUUCUUGAGGAUAAUGAGAGUAUCGGCCCAGCAUUUCUACAAAAUUUCAAUGACAUUUGGGCAUCAUUCAUGGAUGAAAACAUCUUAAGCAUUGGCAUUUAUGGAAUUGGAGGAGUAGGCAAGACGACUCUAGCAAGGCGUGUCCGUGAUAACCUCUUAAAUGAAUCCAAAUACUCGCCUCAUGUUUUUUGGGCCACUAUCUCCCAAGAGUUCAGUAUUUACAAAUUGCAAAAUUAUAUUGCUCAAGCUUUGAAAAUAGGUAUCUCAAUAGAGAGUGACGAGAAGAAGAGGGCAGCUGAACUAUUCCGUGGAUUAAAGAAUAAGGAAAGAUUUGUACUUAUACUAGAUGAUGUCUCAAAACAGAUUGACACGGAGAAUAUAGGUAUUCCUCUCGGAAUGGAUGGAUGCAAGUUGAUUAUAACAAGUCGAUCACUAGAAGUUUGUCAACAAAUGGGCUGCCAGAAGAUUAUAAAAGUGAACACACUUACUGAGAAAGAAGCUUGGGAACUAUUUUCAAAUAAACUUGACUGUGUUGAACUUUCGCCAGAAGCAGAAGAUAUUUGUAAGAAAAUGGCCAAAAGAUGCAGUGGUUUGCCACUUGCACUAGUCGCAUUGGCUGGAAGCAUGAAGGGGGUGACUGACAUUCAUGAAUGGAGAGAUGCAUCAAAAGAACUAAAUAAAUCGUGUAUGGGGCAAGCAGACAUGGAACAUGGAGCUAUGCCAAUACUCUUGUACAGUUUUAACCGUUUGAAGGAUCCAAAGCUAAAAAGCUGUUUCUUGUAUUUCUCCUUGUAUCCUGAAGACUAUGAUAUUCCAAGAGACGAAUUGAUUGCAAAUUUCAUUUCAGAAGAGCUCAUAGAUAGAAGAUUGAGUAGGCGAUCAGAGUUUGACCAAGGCCAUGCAAUACUAAAUGAACUAGAGAAAGCCUGCUUAGUGGAAAUCUGGACAGAUAGAGAGAUAGUGAAGAUGCAUGAUUUGAUCAGAGAAUUGGCAAUAACGAUCACUGAACAUAACCCUAGAUACAUGGUAAAAUCUGGACUUGAGUUGACGGAAAUACCAAAGGUACAGAACUGGACAGAAGAUUUGGAAAAGGUUUCCUUAAUGGAUAACAAUAUAGAUGGCAUUUCCCCUGGAAUAUCACCUAAGUGUCCUAGACUUUCAUCAUUGAUUUUGAGGAAAAAUCCUCUCAAGUUUAUCCAAGAACGUUUCUUUGAGCAUAUGCCUGGUCUCUGUGUUCUCAAUUUAAGCGAGACUUCAAUUGAACAGUUGCCACAUUCCAUAUCAGACUUGGAAAAACUUAAAGCAUUAUUACUCGGAGACUGUGUAAAUCUUGUUUAUGUGCCACCUUUGGGAAAGCUCAGGGCACUGAGACAGCUGGACCUAACAAGUACUAGCAUUGAGGAAGUGCCUCAAGGUAUGGAAAGCUUGACCAACCUCGAACUCCUAUACAUGGAUUGUUGCAACUUAGAGGAUAUGCCGGCCGGGAUUUUGCUUAGACUCGCACAUCUUCAAGAGCUCACAUUGCCGUGUCAUGUAGUACCCCCAACUGAUGUUGAAGGAUUGAAACAGUUGGAACUAUUUGAUGGCAGAUUGAAUAGUGUAUCUGAUCUUAAUCGAUUAAUCAAGUCUCAACAAAGUGAAUGGCGACUCAAUUCCUACCACAUUAUUAUAAACGAGCCUGGAGAAGUUUUUGGAUAUGACGAAUAUUAUCCACCUUGUAAAGUGAUACAUUUUGGAGAGGACAGUCUCACUGGAUCCUCGUUAGGCGUAGAUGAAAAUUUACUGCCACAAGAUAUUGAGGAACUACUCUUUGAAGGAUCUGGCUUGAAUUGUUGCUUAUUAGAUUAUUUCCCAAUGUUGUAUAAUGCUAAAGACCUAAAAAAAUGCUACAUAGCAGUUGAGGAUUAUAUAGAGUGCAUUAUGAGGUUAUCAUCUGCGGAGGAAGAAGAACAGUCUCGUGGGGUACCAUUCCAAAGCCUUGAAGAUUUAUCUCUUAAUGGUUUGCCAAAUUUCAUGGGUCUCCUCAAGUGGGAAGGAGGAGCAGAAGUUGCACCAAUUCCACCUGGCACUUUUUCCCAGCUUAAAACGUUAUAUAUUUAUGAUUGUAGAAAAAUGAAGAAGCUUCUCCAGUGGAGUUUGGUACAGAACCUCCAUAAUCUCCAAAAGUUGGAUGUUUAUAAUUGUGAUGAGAUGGUAGAGAUAAUAGGAGAUGAUGAUGAUGAUCACUAUGGGAGAGACCCUACUGUAAACAGUAGCGCUAAUGUUACCCUGCCAAAGUUAAAAGAUUUAUCGCUUUAUAAACUGUCAAAGUUAAAGAGCAUCUGCAAGGGGAAUAUGAAUUGUGAUUCCAUCGAGUCUAUUUCGAUACAUGAAUGUACAGAACUCAAGAAGGUCCCUUUGCACCUGCAGAUCCUCCUCGAUGGACAACCAUCUGCUCCCGCAUUUCUCAAAGAUAUAAAGGGAAUAUUGGUGAUAUAUAACUUUCUCAGGUUUUUACAUGGAUAUGUACCUGAUUGGUUGAUUGAAGUAGGCCUAUCCUGA